This is a messenger RNA of Lotus japonicus, 865 nucleotides long. Its product is annotated as probable ascorbate-specific transmembrane electron transporter 1. The coding region runs from base 141 to 803 and encodes 220 amino acids. The record is from RefSeq and is a predicted model, not a curated record. The transcript has 4 exons. Gene Ontology annotation, molecular function: oxidoreductase activity. NCBI's taxonomy places the organism in Eukaryota, Viridiplantae, Streptophyta, Magnoliopsida, Fabales, Fabaceae.
CUUUCACAGCAGUUAUAGCCUUAUAUUAUAAAGCACCAUUGCACAUAACAAUUUCCAUUAGCUCUUAAACAAUUGUAGAGGUCACUAGUUGCUGACAAUUAAUUAGUAGAGGUGGUAACAAUUUGAGUUGAUCAGCAAAAAUGUCUCGUGGCUUCCAAAUUAGGGCGACUCCAGUUACCAUACUUGGCCAUUUGUUGUUCAUAGCAAUAGCAACCCUUGUGUUAGUAUGGUUACUGCGCUUCCGUGAAGGUGUUGCUUUCAAUUCUUCAGAAAAAGCCAAGAUAUUAAAUCUGCAUCCACUUCUAAUGGUAAUUGGGUUUAUUUUAGUUGGUGGAGAAGCAAUCAUGGCAUACAAGUCCAUCCCUGGAACACGAAGAACAGCAAAGGUGGUUCACCUUCUACUACAUGUGAUAGCUCUAGCAUCUGGUGUUUUAGGAAUUAUUACAGUUUUCAAAUUUAAGAAAGAAACAGGUCUUCCUAAUAUGUAUACAUUGCACUCUUGGCUUGGCAUGUCAGCAAUAUGCUCAUUUGGCCUACAGUAUAUCUUUUCCUUCUUCGCCUAUUUCUUCCCAGGAGCAGAAGUAUCUACUAGAGCCACGCUUUUACCAUGGCACAGGUUCAUAGGAAUUGCCAUCUUUCUUCUUGCAGUUGGCACAGCUGAGACGGGUUUGCUCGAAUAUUUUCAGUUUCUAGGCCUUUUCCGCAGCCAAGAGGCUCUAAUAGUGAACUUCACUGGCCUCUUACUCUUUCUGUUUGCUGCCUCUGUUAGCCUCUCAGUAAUUCUCCCAAGAAAAUACUACUAGUAAAUAAUGUAUUUGAGUUCACUAUAAUUUGAACAAAUAUUGUCUGCAAUUGACACAAUUUA